Molecule: messenger RNA, 671 nt
Organism: Nannochloropsis gaditana CCMP526
Product: hect e3 ubiquitin
Exons: 1
Source: RefSeq, a predicted model, not a curated record
CGGUCCACAGGCCACUAUAUGGACGGAUUGGAGGCUGCAGGGCUCUACUGGAAGCGCGGCGUCCGCGAUGCCUUUGAGCAGGUCUACACACUCCUCACGGAGAUUUUGCAACGAUCGGCGCUAAGCGGUGACCUCGAUUCGGCGAUAGUGGCGCUACAAGGCUGGGGCCUGGUCAUACAACCCGAAGAUCACGACUUUCUGGCCCGCGUCGGCAUCUUUCGCGCCAUCCAAACCCUGCUGGACCGGGUUCGACCUCCGGCAUCGGUCCGAACGCCAUGGGAGAGCCUGGCGGACGUGUCGGGGACCAUGCCAGACGCAAGCGAGACCGGGGAGACGGACGUGCCCCGGUCCACCUCCAGUGGCUUCUUCACGGCCCUAGAGGGCGCCGGGCUUGGCUGGGACCCCAACGAACGCCACCGUCCUAACGAACAAGCUCUCCCCGUGCCUGGGCUGCAGGAGAUAAGGGCAGAUGUCCCCGCCCGCGCGACCUCGAUCGUCACAGAGGUGGCAGCGACGAGCUUGGUACCGGGUCGGCGGGCCUUCGCCACAGCAGACAGAAUGCUCCUGGCGGCGAGGAGCCGAGUGGCGCGAGCGGCGUUGAAAGUGGUGCACCUCCUCGCGGGACAGGUCGCCGCGGGGGCUUCGGGGGGGCAAGAAGGCUCAAGAACACC